This is a messenger RNA of Arthroderma uncinatum, 714 nucleotides long. RefSeq lists its product as uncharacterized. Lineage: Eukaryota; Fungi; Ascomycota; Eurotiomycetes; Onygenales; Arthrodermataceae. The record is from RefSeq and is a predicted model, not a curated record. The transcript has 2 exons. Bases 1 to 714 code for a protein of 237 amino acids.
AUGGCGACUUCCUUUCAAGCACACCAAACCUCUGAUGGGAAAUCAACCUCCUCUAAGAUCGAGCAGUCUCUUCAGCAAGGUCCUAAGCUGCUUACGCUCUACCUUCUAUGUGCUAUACUCCUUUUCUCGUGCGUGGAAAGCCCGGUUAUCGAGAACCAGCGGCUAGUCCUCGGGGAGAUGCUAUCGUGGGGGGAGGAAGAUUGGGGACUGGAGCUCCAGCGCAUAGAGAACUCGACCGAUUAUUAUCUAGCUAUGCACAGCUAUCUCCAAAGCAUCCCCCAGUUCAAAGAUGACAGCCUUCAGGAGGGUGAGGUGGGAAAACAGCACAGAAGCCUGGCCGCCGGGAUCCAACGCAUGUCAGCGAAUGCAGUGAUACAGCCGGCUAAUCCGAAAGACGAACGUUUUUCUGCCUUACAAAACCUCAUAAUGCUUUGCGCUGGGAUUGGGUGGUUCGCGGCUCUACCAGAGGCAACGGGGGCUCUUCGAUUAAUGGUGAAGAAUAGUACCAUCCAGGCAGCUUAUAAGUCACCUCUAUAUAAAGGUGUUAAAGGGUCGGCCGAAGAACAUCUUGAUAGCCUUCUCUUGUUUCUGGAGCCAGACGAAGAGAGGCUGCGGUUGAAUGGGGAUCCUGAUACACAAGAAGGUGGACGUGUUCGUGGGGAGAAGAGGCCAAGCCCCUGCCCGGCGUGUGACGAGAGGCCUGCAAAGAGGUAA